This is a messenger RNA of Medicago truncatula (barrel medic), 1038 nucleotides long. RefSeq names its product serine/threonine-protein kinase ATM. Gene Ontology annotation, molecular function: protein serine/threonine kinase activity. The coding region runs from base 283 to 648 and encodes 121 amino acids. The record is from RefSeq and is a predicted model, not a curated record. NCBI's taxonomy places the organism in Eukaryota, Viridiplantae, Streptophyta, Magnoliopsida, Fabales, Fabaceae. The transcript is spliced from 4 exons. Gene Ontology annotation, biological process: DNA damage response.
AACAAAAACAGACGCGACUCUUAAUCUAAAUUAACCAAUACUCACUACCUCUCUUCAUUUCGUUUCCUUCUCCCUCUUCAUCUCAACCCUACCACCUCAACAUUUUUGAGCUCUCAAUACAAUCUCUUUCAUCAAUCAAAAACCAUAGCUCUGCCGCCACCACCACAAACAAGAACAAAUGAAAGAAAAAUUUCAUAUCCAAAUUUAUCUUUCCUGCUGAUUGAAAUCGAUUGCUAAGUGUUUCAAUUAUAACGGCUUCAAAGCACAUCGUGAAGGAGCUAAAUGAUUUUUAGAACGACCCUUCAUUAUCAUGUAGUACAGAUUGAAGAAGCAAAGCUUUUUCGUGCUCAAGGUCAAAGUAAUGAAGAGGUUUCAGAUGUAUAUCGCUUGAUUGGGAAGUGGCUGGCAGAGACCAGAUGUAGCAACUCAAGAACAAUUUUGGAGAAGUAUUUGAAACCUACAGUUUCUAUUGCUGAGGAUGUGAAAAGUACAGAUAAGAAGGCCAUGGAAAAGAAAUGUAAUACCCAUUUUCAUCUUGCACACUAUACUGAUGCUCUAUUUAGGAGUCAUGAAGAAAUACUUGAUUCUAAUGGUGGAAGGAUCAAAGAGCAAAAUGUAGCUAAGUUUAUAUCAACACUAGCUGGUUGAAACAAUGAAAAACUAAUGGUCAUGGCACAUGCUACUUCAAUAGACACUACACUACACUAGCUUUUGUUGCUGUUGUUAAUCAAAUUGGUGGUGAUGGCUAAGUCAUUUGUCCAAUUCAAUUUUAUUUUCAUAGUUAGAAAAUCUUCAAGAGCUAAAUGCCUAAUUCAGUUUCAUAGUUGGAUAAUCUCAAGUACUAUUGCUAGAUCAAUAUGAAGGAGCAAUACUCUGCAACAUUUAGUCAAAGCGAAAGAAAUUGAAUAUGGGUGAUAUGCUUUGACAGUCGAUAAACAACCUUUGAAUCUUCAUGUCAAAACAAUAUGAAUGUUUUGAUUUCAUAUUGAUUAUGUAGUUUUAUUUCAACAAAAUUGAAAAUCAAGUCAAUUGUUUUCA